ACCCUAGUGAUCUUCUGUCUCCUUCCUCGAGUUGCAGUAGAGGACAGUCUUUCCGCGUUAAGUUACGAAUCCGACACAGAAACUACACUGAGAAAGAAAACUGUUCGCAAGUCUCCAAAAUCAUUGAAGUCACCGUACACCUCUGGUACAAGUGUCCAUUCUAAAAAGCCUGGAUUGUCGAGACCCUUUAAGGGCACAGAGCGGAGACAUUUUGAAAUCCCCUUGGUCAAGACAUCAAGGCAGCUGUGGUGUGGCUCUCCCAAGCAAGACACAAGGCACUUGGGGCCAGCAAAGCCGAACUUUGACCUGAGUCCUACCUUCUCUGUGACUCUCCCCGGCGACACUCCAGAAUAUCUGAAGGAAGCGUUGGGCAUGAAGAAACCCAAACACGCUCGCUCCUCCAGAAGUGGCUACAUCCCUGGAACUCCAAACUACAAGGAAAAGGAGGAUAUGUAUGAUGAGAUCAUUGAGCUAAAGAAGACCAUACAGGCUCAAAAAUGUGAAGCAGAUCGGAUGAAAACGAAGAUCCGUCGACUGGAGGAGGAAAACAGUCGAAAGGACAAGCAGAUAGAACAGUUGCUGGAUUCCUCCAGGGGUUCUGAGUUUGGCUUGGUAUGGACAGAGCAGAAAAAUGACACCAGCUUGGUGAUCAGCGGGCUGAAGCAGAAGGUUCUCCGACUGGAGCAGCAGUGCAAGCAGAAAGACCACACAAUUAACAAACUCCAGGCAGAUGAGAAGAACACUAGUGUGGAAGAAAUGAGAGUUACUCUGCAGACCUACUAUGAAGAGAUCCAGCGACUCCAAAGCCUGCUGGCGAAAUCAGAGGCUGUGCAACGAAAUGCUCCUUCAAAGUCGCAGCAGAAGGCAUUCAACGCUGCUGUGCUGCAGUUAUCCAGGAGUGUCAAAGCAUUACACGAGGAGAACUGGAAACUGAAAGCAGAUCUGGACCACAUGCUGAGUAGCUCCCCUGCCCCCAGUAAAGCAAAAAAUUACGCUGAAUGGAGCAGGCCAAGGCUGGUCCAGCUGAUUUUGAAACUGGAGAAAAAAAUAGAUGCGAUGCAGAAUGAGAGGCCGCAGCUUUCAAAAACCAGCACAUCCCCAUUGCUUGCUGCAUCGACUUCUGCACAGCCAGAUCCGUCAGUGGCUAAGGAGUCAGAUGUCCCGGAAGAAUGUGAACAUCUCCUCAGAGUAGUGAAGAAGCUCAAAAGCCAGAGGGCUGCCCUUCAGGAUCAGCUGGCUCUUAAAGAGGAAACAAUCCAGAAGCUGACAGAGAGGAGGAGAGAAUUGGAGCAAAACCAAGGUGUAGAUUGUAGAUCUGUAAGGACUCAUGCCAUAGAACCUCCAGACCAGUCUUCCUUUAAGGGCCAGCAGGGAGUCCCAUGCCCUUGCCGACUGUCCAGUCCAACUCUCGUGCGACCCCCAAGAGGUUCAGAUUCCGUGUCUCCACCGCCUUCCUCUCCUGGGCGUCCCGAAAAGGAGCGAGCUGCUCACGUCAUCCAGAGAUGGUGGAAGGCCCGUAAAACCAAGGAUCCUGAUUUAUCUUGUGGGCCCCACCUUUCACAAAGAGCUGCUGAGAGCCGAGCGGAAGAGGAGGCUGUAAGGCUGAUCCAGUCUGUUUUCCGGGCUCACCUAACGCGUACCCACAUGGAGGAAAGGUCUCUGACCUCUAGACCCGGGAACGAGAGAACAAGCCCAGCUACGUCCAGGGGAGAGGAAAAGGGAGUCUGGUCCACCUUCAAAUAUUCCCCUUUGGUCUUCACUUCAGGACCCACCGCGUCCGCCCAGGCUGAGCUGCAGCCCUUGUCUCUGCCGCCGCCCACAGAGGAGAUUCUCUCGGAUGACUCGGAUGAGAUCAUCACAAUUUCUCCAUCGCCAGCGAAGAAAACGUUGUCUCUUGAGUUCAGCGACUCUGCAUUACGUUCUCUUGUGCACUUCUAGCCGGAGAAGGAAAGGUGUUUUGCACUUCCUCAGCAGGGUGAGCCUGUCCAAUCUGUGAUGAGGUAGAGAUGAGUUCUCCGGAAAGGUGAGAGCUGAACAUGAUGACAGCUGCAUUUCCUAAGUGUUUCUGAAGAGAACUAGAGGGCCAAUCCACUGUAGAUCUAUUUCUUCACCUUUUGCAUGCAACGCCUGUAAAGUUCACAGCAGGUUGUGGAAUUCUUGUCACAGGGUUUGAGCCUAAGAAGUGCCGGCAUGAAUCAGAACCAAGGCUUCCUCUUCCAGUAUCUUGGGACCUCAGCAGCUAACUAUGUGCUGCUGGGAACCCCGUAAUCCAGACAUGAUACUGCAUGAAAUAUACAGCCAUUAUCACUGGUAGCCUUAAUAUCUUUGAAGUUUUCUAAUCGGUUGGAUAAGGCAGGGAAAGGCACCUUCUCUGUGGAAUCUCUUCUUUUUAAUUCUACAGUUCAAGUUUCGUGCUUAUGCCAUCAGCUAAAAGAAGGUUUCUACAGGAAGGGAGAGACAAUUGGCUUGAAUUGUUAGAAGAUAAAUGAAAUCAGGAGCUAACAUUUGGCUGAUUGAUUUUGCUGAAUAAUAUAAAAUCAACACAACAAGCCUCCUAACUUAUAUGUCUUCUGACUCUUAACAUCCAGCCAUCCGUCCCACACUGGCAAAUUUGUCUCCAAAUCUGUGGUGCAUUAACAUGGCCUAGGAAGACGGGGUGGGGGUGGGGGUGGGGCCUGGUCACGUUCAUUUUAACUGGGGUAAUAGUCACGUGAACUUCAGACAUUUUCUUUCCACUGUUGUCUUUGUGAGAUCACUG
Molecule: messenger RNA, 2758 nt
Organism: Pogona vitticeps (central bearded dragon)
Lineage: Eukaryota; Metazoa; Chordata; Lepidosauria; Squamata; Agamidae
Source: RefSeq, a predicted model, not a curated record